Molecule: messenger RNA, 498 nt
Organism: Nelumbo nucifera (sacred lotus)
Lineage: Eukaryota; Viridiplantae; Streptophyta; Magnoliopsida; Proteales; Nelumbonaceae
Source: RefSeq, a predicted model, not a curated record
AUGGCUAGCGCUAUCAAAAGGGUCGACAAGAUCCGCCAAAUCGUGCAGCUAAAGCAAGUGGUGAAGCGUUGGAAGUCCAUGAGCAUCGGUCGCCGGUCCGUUCUCUCCCACCCCGACUCGGACUCCGAAACCUACUCUAGCUCCUCCUCUGCCUCAGCCCGUCGCAUUCCGUCGGGAUUCCUUGCCGUAUACGUCGGGCCAGAGCGCCGCCGGUUCCUGAUCCCCACCCGGUUCCUCAACCUCCCGAUCUUCAUCUCCCUACUGAAGAAAUCCGAGGAAGAAUUCGGGUAUCAGCCGCACGGAGGGCUGGUGCUUCCGUGCGAGGUGGGUUUCUUCAAGAGGCUUCUGAAAGUUCUCGAGAAGGACGAGCAGAGGUUCCGGCAGAUGGAGUUGGACGAUUUCUUGAAUAUGUUUCCGGAUGUGGGUUUCGAGACCUGUAAGGAAGGGACGGAUACAUGCCUUGUUUUCACACCCUUGCUGCAGAAGGCCAGGGUUUGA